AGGGAGUAUUACGCAUCAAGUUGGGGGUGCGCGGAGAAGCGGCUCAUUCAGAAUAGGAAGUCCUAGCCUAUGUUAGUUAGCUGCUGAAGGAUUUUGCCACUUUCAUGUUAGAUCUAAUCUGGAUUCAUGGCAUCGCCUGGUUUUGUACGCGAAACAUCAGUAGUAGUUGUCACACUGGAAUCUAGUGAGGUUUAUAUCAUUGUUAGUUUGUAUUCGAAGACUGACACACAGGUUAUCUAUGUUGAUCCCACAACUGGAGCUUUGCGAUUUAAUGCUAAGUUUGGAUAUGAUACAUUUCAUUCUCAAGAGGAAGCUUUGAACUUCAUUACAAAUGGUUCCAAGUGGCGGUGCAAGAGUCUAACUUAUGCCAGGGCAAUAUUGGGGUAUGCAGUGCUUGGGAGCUUUGGUUUGUUACUUGUUGCAACAAAAGUUUCAGCCAGCAUUCCCAAUUUGCCUGGUGGAGGGUGUAUAUAUACUGUGAUGGAGAGUCAAUGGAUCAAAGUUACACUCCAAAACCCUCAGCCAGUAGGGAAAGGAGAACUCAAGAAUGUUCAAGAGUUGACUGACCUUGACAUUGAUGGAAAACACUACUUUUGUGAAACUAGGGAUAUCACUCGGCCUUUUCCUAGCCAUGUGACAUUGCAGACACCAGAUGAUGAAUUUGUUUGGAAUAAAUGGUUUUCAAUUCCUUUCAAAAACAUUGGGCUCCCUCAUCACUGUGUCAUUCUUCUGCAGGGGUUUGCAGAUUGUCGGGGUUUUGGAAGCUUAGGCCAACAAGAAGGGGUUGUUGCCCUCAUUGCUCGUCGUAGUAGGCUGCAUCCUGGCACUCGGUAUAUAGCACGGGGUUUGAAUUCUUGCUAUAGUACAGGCAAUGAAGUUGAGUGUGAGCAGCUCGUAUGGAUUCCCAGAAAGGUUAGCCAAAGUGUUCCUUUUAAUAGUUAUGUUUGGAGAAGAGGAACUAUACCUAUUUGGUGGGGGGCAGAGUUGAAGAUGACUGCUGCAGAGGCAGAAAUAUAUGUUUCUGAUCAUGACCCUUACAACGGAAGUGCUCAGUACUAUCAGAGGUUAUCCAAAAGAUAUGAUGCUCGAAACAUAGAGGAAUCUGUGAAUCAGAAAAAAGUUGCUUUGGUUCCAAUUGUGUGUGUUAACUUGCUCCGAUAUGGAGAAGGAAAGGCAGAGUCUAUUUUAGUUCAGCAUUUUGAAGAAUCCAUGAACUAUAUCAGAUCUACAGGUAAACUUCCUCAAACUAGAGUGCACUUGAUAAAUCUUGAUUGGCAUGCCAGCGUAAAAGCAAAAGGAGAGCAGCAAACAAUUGAAAUACUUUGGUGCCUCUUAAAAGCACCUACAAUUUCCAUAGGCAUUACUGAAGGAGAUUAUCUACCUUCCCGCCAACGAAUUAAAGAUUGUAAGGGAGAAAUCAUAUGCAUUAAUGACUUUGAUGGAGUUUUUUGUUUAAGAUCACAUCAAAAUGGAGUGAUACGUUUCAAUUGUGCGGAUUCACUGGAUAGAACAAAUGCUGCUAGUUUCUUUGGUGCACUCCAGGUUUUUGUAGAACAAUGCAGACGAAUUGGCAUAUCACUUGAUAGUGAUAUGGCGUAUGGAUAUCAAUCAUUUAACAACUAUGGUGGAUAUACAGCCCCUUUACCACCUGGCUGGGAAAAAAGAGCAGAUGCUGUCACAGGGAAAUCAUAUUAUAUUGAUCACAACACUAGGACAACUACUUGGAAUCAUCCUUGCCCGGACAAACCAUGGAAAAGAUUUGAUAUGAAAUUUGAAGAGUUUAAAAGAUCAACAAUUUUAGCUCCUGUAUCUCAGUUAUCAGACUUGUUUCUGGUUGCUGGAGAUAUUCACGCAACAUUAUAUACUGGCUCAAAAGCGAUGCAUAGUCAAAUUCUUAGCAUAUUUAAUGAAGAAGCAGGCAAGUUCAAACAGUUUUCUGUAGCACAAAAUAUGAAAAUCACUCUACAGAGAAGAUAUAAAAAUGCACUUGUCGAUAGCUCUCGUCAGAAACAACUAGAGAUAUUUCUUGGCUUGCGGCUUUUCAAACAUUUUCCAUCAACUGUGAUUCAACCCUUACAUGUUCCAUCUCGACCUUUUGGAUGCUUUCUGAAGCCAAUUGCUAACCUUAUUCCAAAUGUUGAUGGUGGCAACAAUAUUCUCAACUUCAAGGCAAAAGGCCUCACAUGGGUAUGCAAAGAGGCUGCAGAUGUGGUUGAGCUCUUCGUUUUUCUCAGUGAGCCUUGUCAUGUUUGUCAGCUUCUUCUUACCAUUGUGCAUGGACCUGAUGAUUCAACCUAUCCAGCGAAUGUUGAUGUGAGGACAGGGCGUUAUCUAGAUGGACUUAAGCUUGUCCUUGAGGGAGCCUCUAUACCUAGGUGUGCAAAUGGAACAAAUAUUUUAAUACCCAUAUCAGGGUCAAUAAGCACCGAUGAUAUGGCUAUCACAGGAGCAGGUUCCCGCCUACAUGCUCAAAGUAGUUCCAACGUACCAUUAUUAUAUGACUUUGAAGAAUUGGAGGGAGAACUGGAUUUUCUUAGCCGUGUUGUUGCAAUUACAUUUUAUCCAACAAUGGAUGGAAAAGGUCCAAUUACCCUUGGUGAGAUUGAGAUACUUGGGGUGCCUCUUCCAUGGAGGUUUAUUUUUAAUGGUGAAGGACCUUGUUUAAAGCUCAAUGAGGACAUCAAUCCUCACCCCCAGGAGAUUAACCCAUUUAUGUCUGGACAUGAGACCAAUCCUUUUGCUGCUAAUUUGUCCAAUGAUAAAGUUUCACCAACUACAUUUGCAGAUUCAUCUGCCAACUUGUGGGAUGACCUUUUGACAGGAGAGAGCAGAAUUGCAGAUUCUCUCACUGAGACAGCAGGUGGAGCUGUUACACAAGAAGGGGGAGAUUUGCUUGACUUCUUGGAUGAUUCUUUAUUCCGACCACAGGAUGGGGGGAAUGGUGACACCAAUGCCAUUUCUUUAGGGGGAGCUUCAGGUGAUUGCACUAGCAAGUAUAUAGAUUGUUUGAAACAGCUUGCCGGUCCCAAUUUGGAACGUAAAAUAAGUUUUAUGGAAGCUAUGAAGCUUGAAAUUGAACGCUUUCGAAAAAAUCUUUCAGCUGCUGAAAGAGAUAGAGCUUUAUUAUCAAUUGGUGUUGAUCCUGCCAGUAUAAAUCCAAAUCUAUUACUUAAUGAUUUUGAGAUUGGAAGAUUGUGUGGGGUAGUAAAUGCUCUUGCACUUAUUGGGCAGGCUUCCUUUGAAGAUAAACUCACUGCAUCUAUUGGUCUUGAUAUUAUGCAUGAACCUGCUAUAGAUUUCUGGAAUGUUACUGAAAUCGGUGAAAGUUGUUUGGGAGGCAAAUGUCAGGUUCGUGCUGAAGCAGGGCAUGCAGCUCUUGCAUCCUCUACAACAUUAUCUGCAUCGACUUCACAGUCAUUAUUUUACAUCUGCUCUGUAUGUGGAAAAAAUGUUUGUAAAGUUUGUUGUGCCGGGAAGGGAGCUCUAAUGGUGGGAUCGUACAACUCAAAGGAGGUUUCUAAUUUAAAUGGUUUAGGUAGCCAAAUAGGAUCUUCCAACCGUUUGACUAAAGUUGAUGGAGUUGUUUGUAAGUUGUGCUGCCAGGAUGUUGUCCUCAACGCAUUGAUGUUGGACUACAUUAGGGUCUUGGUUAGUGAGCGGAAAAGAGCUCGUGUUGAUGAAGCAGCACGCAAAGCUAUAAGCUAUGUGCUUGGAUUUUCACAUGCAAAUUUUCUUGGCGGGAGGCACCCAUCUAGUGAUUCCAAAGUGCAUGACAAGGUUUUGAGGCAGUUGACGAACGGAAAACAGUCUCUUGCAGAGUUUCCUUAUGCCAGCUUUUUAUCCCCAGUCGAAACAGCAGCAGGUUUUGCACCAUUCAUGUCAUUGCUCGCGCCUAUCAAUUCUGGGUCACAUGAUUCAUAUUGGAAAGCUUCCUCUAACACCUCUGCAAUUGAAUCUGCCAUUGUUCUUAGUCAGUUAUCUGAUGUUUCUGCUGUUCUUCUUCUUGUGAGUCCUUGUGGAUACUCCAUGUCAGAUGCUCCAAUUGUGCAAAUUUGGGCGAGCAGUAAAAUUGAAAAGGAAGAAAGGUCUUGUGUUGGAAAAUGGGAUGUCCGAUCCAUGAUGACUUCUGAACUUUGUGGCUCAGAAACCCUAUGUGAAGUACCUAGGCAUGUAAAAUUUUCUUUUCGAAAUCCUGUUAGGUGUCGCAUUAUUUGGAUAACAUUGCGUCUCCAAAGAAUUGCUUCGAGUUCUGUUAAUUUUGAGAGAGAGAUCAAUCUUUUGUCAUUGGAUGAAAAUCCUUUCUCGGAGCUCACUAGACGUGCUUCCUUUGGUGGAGCAGCUGAGAAUGAACCGUGCCUUCAUGCUAAAAGAAUCAUGGUCUUGGGGAGUGCACUCAGUAGAGAUAUAGGCACAUCUAGUGAAGCCACUGACCAGCUAAAUACAAGUUGGCUGGACAGAGGUCCUCAGUUAAACAGAUAUAAGGUUCCCGUGGAGGCUGAAAGGUUAAUGGACAACGAUCUUGUUUUGGAGCAGUUCCUGUCCCCAGCUUCACCUAUGUUGGCCGGAUUUCGUCUGGAUGGUUUCAGUGCCAUAAAAUCUCGGAUUACUCAUUCACCAUCAUCAGUUUUUAGUUCACAGAAUGAUCUUGCGUGUCCUUUUGAUGAUAGAUUCAUAUCUCCGGCAGUCUUAUAUAUUCAAGUGUCAGCUUUCCAGGAACCCCAAAGCAUGGUCAAUGUUGCGGAAUACCGGUUACCAGAAGUGAAGGCUGGGACUCCUAUGUACUUUGAUUUCCCUAGGCAAAUAAGCUCCAGGCGUAUCUCAUUCCGCCUUGUUGGGGAUAUCGCUGCUUUUUCUGAUGACCAAACAGAACAGGAUGACUCGGACUUCAGUGCUCGCCGUGUCGCUGCUGGGUUGUCUCUGGGUAACAAGAUUAAGUUGUAUUACUAUGCUGAUCCAUAUGAAGUUGGAAAGUGGGCUAGUCUCUCAGCUGUGUGACUGAUCUAACACAGCAUGAUGAUACAAUACAUUCCAAACAGCUCUGGCUGUGCCUAUGCCAUUGCCAAAUACACCCGAACAUUUGCUGAUCCUUGCAAAUAGCAUGCCAAAAUAAAGUAGGAAACUAAACAUGAAUGGUUUCUAUAAAUGAGUUUUUUCUUCCUUUUCCCCCCUUUUCUUAAUGGUCGUACAGUAUCCAGGCAUUUGUUAUAGCAUUAUAAUCGAUUCUUUGAUCUGGGAGGCGUGUAUAUAAUAGAAGAUAUGCUCCAAUAUUUUAUAACGAGUGUAUGUUGUAGGCUGGUUGUAUUUUAGUCCUGAGAACUUAGGGGUUUUGAACUCUGAAACUGCUGCUUGUGUUGUGGAUGACCCAUUAAAUUCUUAUCAGCAUACCUUAUGCCGUAGACUCCUGUGCUCACAACGAUCCUUAAGUGACCUGGGUUCCUGCGGCUGUUGUAUCAUAUUUGCUUUUUCUUCCCC
This is a messenger RNA of Cuscuta europaea, 5472 nucleotides long. NCBI's taxonomy places the organism in Eukaryota, Viridiplantae, Streptophyta, Magnoliopsida, Solanales, Convolvulaceae. The record is from the annotation of a GenBank genome assembly.